Molecule: messenger RNA, 539 nt
Organism: Salmo salar (Atlantic salmon)
Lineage: Eukaryota; Metazoa; Chordata; Actinopteri; Salmoniformes; Salmonidae
Source: RefSeq, a predicted model, not a curated record
AUGGAUCAGUGGUACAGAAAAGCCCAGAGGCAGUGGUACAGAAAAGCCCAGAGGCAGUGGUACAGCAAAGCCCAGAGGCAGUGGUACAGAAAAGCCCAGAGGCAGUGGUACAGAAAAGCCCAGAGGCAGUGGUACAGCAAAGCCCAGAGGCAGUGGUACAGAAAAGCCCAGAGGCAGUGGUACAGAAAAGCCCAGAGGCAGUGGUACAGAAAAGCCCAGAGGCAGUGGUACAGCAAAGCCCAGAGGCAGUGGUACAGCAAAGCCCAGAGGCAGUGGUACAGAAAAGCCCAGAGGCAGUGGUACAGAAAAGCCCAGAGGCAGUGGUACAGAAAAGCCCAGAGGCAGUGGUACAGCAAAGCCCAGAGGCAGUGGUACAGAAAAGCCCAGAGGCAGUGGUACAGAAAAGCCCAGAGGCAGUGGUACAGAAAAGCCCAGAGGCAGUGGUACAGCAAAGCCCAGAGGCAGUGGUACAGCAAAGCCCAGAGGCAGUGGUACAGAAAAGCCCAGAGGCAGUGGUACAGAAAAGCCCAGAGGCAGUG